AUUGUUUUUAUAAAAUUGUCAUUAUAAACUAUUGAUUUUGUUCUUUCGUAUUCAAAGUUCAUACUGAAUUAAUUUUAUUUUGAUCAAACUAAUUUUCAAAUUAUCCAUUGACACCUAUGUUUAUUUACUUUAAUUGCCCUUCAAUAAUACAAAUUUUCUUUUUUCUCUGCACUUCAUAAAGUGUUAUGAAAAAUGGCUUCAUAUUAUGAUGCAGUCUUUCGAAGAAAAAUUACAGAAUCUGCAAACAUAGACGAACGAAAUAGAUCUAGUGAAAAUAAGAGAGGACGAUGGGAUCAACCAGAUGCCCAAAAACUUAAUUCUGAUGAGCAAUGGGAACGAAUAGUUGAACGAGCUAGAAAUCUUAGAAGUGAUACACAAUUCACUGACAUUCACGGGGAUAAACCAGCAUCUCUAAUAGAUUUGCCUAUUGAUGCAAAUAUUUCUUCCAAUAAACCACCGGUACCAGUUAGAACAUCUCCUUUGUGGAAUGAAAUUAUGCCUCAAUUUAACCCAUUUAAUUUAAUUAACCCAAUGAAUUAUGGUAUCAUGGGUGGAAUGCUAACACCCCCUUCAAUGAUUGUUAAUCAUACUACACCAAGAACACCAGACUCCAAUGUUAUUCAGACAGAUAAACGAAUUAUACAACUAGAACUGUGCACCCUGUAUCCACCUCCUUCAAACGCUCCGACGCCAACUUCUAGAGAAAGGCCCCCAGGCUGUCGAACUGUAUUUGUUGGAGGUUUGCCAGAUAGCAUUACUGAAGAUAUAAUGAAAUCAAUUUUUACUAACUAUGGAGAAAUAUUGACAAUUCGUUUGAGUAAUAGAAAAUUUUGUCACAUACGUUUUGAGAAUGAGUGCUCCGUUGAUCUUGCAUUAGAACUCUCAGGAUAUCGAUUAGUGAUGAAAGGACAAGAGCUAGUAUCUGCAUCACGUUUACAUGUAGAUUAUGCUCAAGCCCGUGAUGAUCAGUAUGAAUGGGAAAUGAAAAAAAGACAUUUAAUGCGCGAAGAAAGACGUUUACAACAAACUCGAUCAAAUCCUCCUCCAUCUCCUCCAUUAAUACCCCAUUUUACUGAAGCUAAAGCUYUAUCUGUUAGUGAAGAAAUUAAGGCUGAUUCAUCAUUUUUAAAUGCUGUACAAGUAGUUAUUACGUGGUUAGAACGGGGAGAUUGUAACAAACGUAAUGUUAAUAUAUUUUAUUCGAUAAUUCAAUCGACCAAUUCUCAUGUACGACGUUUACUGUCAGAAAAAAACCAAUUUGAAGAAGAACUACAAAAUCUCAAAGACCUUACAAAACGACGCAUGCAAGCGAUCUUAUUACAAUUCACUCAGAUCGAGAAAGUGUUUACUUCUGCAUCGCACAAGAAGGUUUGGGAUCAUUUCACAAAGGCGCAGAGAAAGAACAUUGAGACAUGGAAGAAGCAGGCAAUGGCUCUAUCCAAAUUGGGUAUUGAUGAUGAAGAUGAAAUGAUUGGUGGAGACGAAAUGGAUUUAUCUGACGAUGAAAGCAAUUUGAAAAAGACAAAAACAAAAACUGAUCCUAUACAGUUACAGGAUGAAAAUGAUCACCUUAAAUGUGAACUGGAAGCUUAUAAAAAUGAAAUAGGAAUGAUGAAAGCUAGUUUACAAACUUCCGACCAAAAAGAUAUACAAAUAAAUUAUUUACAACAACAGUUAUUAUCUACUAGACAAGAAUUGAAUGUUCUUACUGAAAAAUGUUCUGAUGCUCAAAAAUCCAAUUCAAGUUCAAUUGAUGACCAGCUAACACCAAGCAAYAAAAUAAAAGAAACGAACAUUGGAUCAAAUCAUUUUUCUGAUCAUCAAAUAAAAUUACUUGGUCAUAUUGCAAUAUAUUUGAAUAUUCAUCCUUUUGGAAUAAGUGUUGAAAGUAUUGUUAACUAUAUCAAAAACAUUGAUAAGAAUAUUACUUCUCAACAAAUAGAAAAUCUUCUAGUCACCAACCAAAUAUUAUUUGAAAAUUUCCAACAUGAUGAUUCAUCUCUGUGGAAAUUAGUCAAUUUUAGUUAACUAUGACAUUUUAAGGUACUUGAUUAUUUUCAUUUAUAAYAGUUUGUUGUUUUUACAUUUUUUUUUCUUUACUAGUGUUUUACAUAGUUUAUAUGAGAAUGUUGCUUUAUAAUUUGUAAUUUAUUCUUUUGGUUGUUAUUAUUAAGUAUCUUGUUUAUUUCAAUUAUUUUUGU
Messenger RNA from Diuraphis noxia (Russian wheat aphid), 2201 nucleotides. RefSeq names its product ecto-NOX disulfide-thiol exchanger 2. The record is from RefSeq and is a predicted model, not a curated record. Gene Ontology annotation, molecular function: RNA binding; oxidoreductase activity. Gene Ontology annotation, biological process: ultradian rhythm. Gene Ontology annotation, cellular component: external side of plasma membrane; plasma membrane. NCBI's taxonomy places the organism in Eukaryota, Metazoa, Arthropoda, Insecta, Hemiptera, Aphididae.